Molecule: messenger RNA, 3118 nt
Organism: Bactrocera dorsalis (oriental fruit fly)
Lineage: Eukaryota; Metazoa; Arthropoda; Insecta; Diptera; Tephritidae
Exons: 3
Coding region: 118-1167 (349 amino acids)
Source: RefSeq, a predicted model, not a curated record
GCCAACGAUAUUUGGAAAAUGGCUAAAGAAAAACUAGAAAAUAAAGAAAAGUUUAUAGAACAUAUAAAUGAUGUUAUAUGACUGUUGAAGGUGAAGGCUACGAAGAAGAAAGCAACAAUGCUUAGUUAUUUUACACAGCUACCCAUGAAAACAUCAAGCACGCCAGCACCACGCCCAGGCACGCUAAGGCCCAAUGUUCCAUCGACUUCGCUUGCUCUUCAACAAAAACAGGUGCAUCUGCUUGAUUCGGAUGUUGUAGCUUCAUCCACGUGUUCAUCUCAUGUGGAAUCAAUUGUCGCAGUCACUGGACAUAUAAGCACUGCCGUUAAACGAAAGAUGAGCGAUACCCACGAUGAACAAAGUCAGAAUACUGAUGAGGAAAUUGUGCAGACACGUAGACGGUCUACGGAACCACUUACGACUUUGAUUGAUUCGGGCUUCACUAAAAAUGUUACAAGCAAGCCGGCUCAAGAUACUCUUAUGAAAAAAAUUAGUCUACUGCAACAGAGAAUAAAUGUUCUUACUGAAGCAAGGGACACUGGAAUAGCCAAAGAUGAUGUUCACGACGAAAUAAAAAAGCUACGCAAAGAGUUGAGAGAAGAAGAAAAAUGUUUAAAGAAAAAAAGAGACUCUGCUAAGCGUGCAAAAAAAUUUCGAGCCAAAGAAAAACUGGAGAAAACUGAACGUCAGAGAAACAAUCCUCCUGCAGCACAACCUCGAACUGGCUCUGUACAGCCCCCUUUAGUUGACUCGCAACCUGCUCUCCUAGAGACCAUAAUUAAUAUUGCCAUUCAUGGCAGCGCUGCCGAUGAACGCCGCCGAACAGAGAUGAUUAGAAGUUGUCUCACUCUGUCCGACCUGCAUGAGAGGCUGUUGUUAAUGGGAUUCAAAAUUUCUCGAAGCGGCACAUAUCUUCAUUUACUCCCACGCGUUUCUAACACUCAAGAGGGAAAAAGGCACGUACGUACCGUACCCGUAAAGUUAGCAAGACCACAGACCGAGAUGCACAAAAAGCACGAGGACGGAGAAUUUUGCACUGCUACAAUCAGGUCAUUGGAAUCUCUCGCGUCGCUUUUGGGACCGCAGCAAGUAUUCGUUCUCUCACAAGACGAUAAGGCACGUGUACCAAAAGUUUUACCGGCAGUGAAAAGUCAGAGCCCUCUUUGAAUGCAUAUGGAAUACAGAAUACUUUUACCUGAUCAUGACUGGGUCGUGGCAGAGCGGCACAAACUUAUUCCUUCUGUAUAUGCCGGCGUCAACGUGGAACCUGACAAUUUCGGUAAAGAAGAAGCUGUUGGGUACAGCGGGCCGACAUACAUAUCCAUAAGAAGCGGGAAACAUGCAUCCUCCACAGCGAACACCCAUGCUUACGAUUUCGAAUCACUUUUAUCAAAACCUUCAUUCAAACUUUUAAUGAUGACAGAAUCGAACACCGUGAAGCCAGUGAUCAUCAUCUUUGUAGAUGGUGGGCCAGACGAAAACCCGCGUUAUCGCAAAGUCAAAAACUUUGCGAUUGAACACUUUAAAAAAUACAACUUGGACGCCCUGUUUAUAGCGACUAAUGCUCCUGGGCGGAGCGCAUAUAACCAGCUCAGCAAACGACUGGCCGGCGUCAUUCUGCCUCAUGAACAUUUUGGUUCUCAUCUCAACAACAAAAGAAUUACUACGGAUUUUGAUUUGGAAAAACGCAAUUUUCAGCACGCUGGAGAAACACUUGCAGAAGUGUGGAGAGAAAUUAAAAUUGAUAAUUACGCCUUUUCGGCGGAGUAUAGACAGCCCGAAGAUAGCAUGCAGGAUCCAGUAGAACAAAAUUUGGCGUGGUAUAGCGUUCACGUCUGCGAAUCGCAAUAUUUCUUACAGGUUAUAAAAUGCGCGGAUGAAUCCUGCUGUUCGCCACCGAGAAGUGCAUUGAAAUCUGUGUUUGCGGAUACUUUCAUGCCGCCACCUUACCCAAUACUUGAAACCCCAAGCAAGCUCGUAGUACCUAGUUUGCUAGACAAAGGAACAUCCAAGUUUUCACCACUUCUUGUGCGGUUGUCCCUUGAUCUAUCACCUCCUCUAGAAGGGUUUAAGCAGAUGCCUUACGACUUCUUUUGUCCAUCUGUACAAUCCGACCUAAAGAAAAAAGUCUGUCCAACCUGUGGGAUCUAUUUCACAUCUCACAAGAGUGUUCAAAUGCACUGUCGUUACGUGCAUGGGAAGACUGUCUAAGACAAUUGUGAAACUAGAGUACGGCCGCAGCGCCUUGCUGCCAGAAGGGCAAAUGAGUUUCUCUGCAUUGUGCGUAGUUAUGACACAUCGUCUGAGGAUGCUGACUGGCUCGAUGAAAACGAAGUUGAUGCAAUUGGCUUAACAAUUUCAGAACCGUCCUUGUCUGCACUCCAGAUGCCAGUGAUGAAAGAAUCUGAGUGGCUAGCAAACCCGUGGACAGAGGAGCAGUAAUUUUAAUCGAAUUGUUUUUAAUAGACCUACUUAGAUACUUGGUUCAUAAUUGAUUAUUUUUAAAUUUUGUUAAGAAUAUGAUUUUAUUUCGAGUAUAAUGUUUAAUUUCAGUUGGGUUUAUUAGUAAAAAAAAACAAUAUGAAGAAAUGAAUGAAUGAAAGAGAAACAACUGUGUGUAAAGCAAAACUUUAUAAAAAAAAAUAAAGAAAUGUGUUACGGAUUAAAAAUCUCUUAUUCUAUUUAGUACUAGUGUAACAGACAGAGUUACUUUCGUAUUUAUAAUAUUAGUAUGGAUUAUGACCGCAAAGGCAAUUAAAUUAAAACCAAAGGUAGAAAUUAUAACCUUUUGCAACUUUAGGGCAAAUUAUAAAAAAUGAUUGUUACGUAACGUUUAUUGAGAGGGUAUAGUAUAGAAAAACGUUACGGUCUAUUACGAGGGGAAAAGAAACUUGAAAGCGUUCAACGGGCUGCGCUCAUCACCAUGUGUGGUCUACUCCAACUAGGGCACUUAACGCCAUUUUAGACUGAAAGAAUCUGGGGUUUUAAAAAAAUGCAUAUCUGAACAAUCGGAUAUCUUCACACCCUUGACUGCAUACCGGAUCAUCUGGAUCAUGGAGUCGCCUAACCAAAUCUGGUGGCUUCCUCUCUGCCCAUAUACCGAUGAGAAAGCUGUGGG